UGAAUCCACUGAGAAGGGGCCUGCACAGCGAACGCCAUGAGCAUCUCAGCUCUUGGAGGCACCACCAAAGGGAAGCCUCUCCCACCAGGCGAGGCGGAGCGUAAUAAUGUCCUCAAGCAGAUGAAGGUUCGAACCACGCUGAAGGGGGACAAGAGUUGGAUCACCAAGCAGGAUGAUUCGGAGGGCCGCACCCUAGAGCUGCCCUCAGGCCGGAGUCGUGCCACAUCCUUUUCCUCACCUGGGGAGGUACCUAAGGCCAGGCCCCCGAGCACAAGGGCUCCCACUGGCUACAUCAUCCGGGGAGUGUUCACCAAGCCCGUAGACAGCUCAUCCCAGCCCCAGCAGCACUUCCCCAAAGCCAACGGAGCUCCAAAAAGCGCUGCCAGUCUGCUGAAAGCAGCCCCUGCUGGGCCUCCCCGCCCCUCCUUCUUGGGCUACAAGAUGACUACAGAAGAUUACAAGAAGCUGGCACCCUACAACGUCAGGUGCAGCUCAGCAUCAGGAGCUUCUGAAGAGGAGGUGCCCGUCUCUUCUGAUGAGCAGAAACGGAGGUCAGAAGCUGCAAGCAGCGUGCUGAGGAAGACGGUCCCCCGUGAGCACUCCUAUGUCCUAUCAGCAGCCAAGAAGAGCAGCAGCCCUGCCCAGGAGACACAGGCCCCAUUCAUUGCGAAGAGGGUGGAGGUGGUGAAUGAGGAUGUGCCUUCCGAGAAAAGCCAGGACCCACCUGCUCUGGAAAGAUCCCCUCCCAGCUUCAGCAGCACGGACAGAGGCAGAGCCCAAGCAUCUCGGGUGAUGUGGACAGAGCGCAUGUCCAGCCCCGCCAGGACUUGGGAGCCCAGCCCAAGAGGUGAGGAGACUGUCCGCCUGCAGAUCAUGACGCCUGGGGCAGGACUCCGCCUGGUGGCCCCAGACCUGGGAGGAAUGAGGUCUUCCCCAGGUGCCAAAAACAAAGAGGCCCCCAACACCAGAGAGCCCAAGAGAGACUUGACUGGUGAAGGGGACUUCAAGGGCCCUGAUCAAGACUCUGACAGAUCAAGUGCACAGUCAAGUGCUGGCCACGUGGGAGCUGGAGCCACAGGCUCCCCACCUGAAGGCUUGGCUGGAGCAGACAUCAGCUCUGGGAGAGGAGGGCUGUGCUCAGCUGCUGGCUUCAGCCCUGUCCUGGAUGAUCAGGAGGUAGACAGUGCCAACUUGCAGCCUCGCAAGCCUGGACCAGCGGCCACCAGUUCUGGCGCCACAUUGGCCUCUGCUGUCCUGGCUGGCAGGAAGAGCAACAGCCCAGCAGACCUGGAGGACAUGGAGACAGACCUGAAGGGCUCCUUGGCAGGUUUUGAGGAGAAGAAUGUGGUCACCAAGGUGGUAGAGGCCUGGCAGGGGAGGCCUGGAGCCCUGAGAGAUGGCCAGGGAGAAGCAGCUGCACCCACCCAGCCAUCUGCAGACCCCAGCACCCCAGAGCAGCAGAGCAGCCCUGGAAAACCUGCACAGCUCCUGGAACUGGACAGCCAAGCCAGCAGCUCCUUGGCAGGUUUUGAGGAGAAGAAUGUGGUCACCAAGGUGGUAGAGGCCUGGCAGGGGAGGCCUGGAGCCCUGAGAGAUGGCCAGGGAGAAGCAGCUGCACCCACCCAGCCAUCUGCAGACCCCAGCACCCCAGAGCAGCAGAGCAGCCCUGGAAAACCUGCACAGCUCCUGGAACUGGACAGCCAAGCCAGCAGGGUGAGAAACCCCUCAAGCUGUAUGGUCACUGUUGCCACCACUGCCACCUCUGAGCAGCCUGAUGUUUACAUCCCAGCGUCUCCAAGUGAAUUGGACUCCAAGUCAACCAGCAAAGGGAUUGUCUGCGUGAAAGAGUACAUGAAUGCUGGGGAGCGCUCUUCUGGGACGCUGCUGUCUUCACUCUACAACAGCGUUGGCAGCAUUGAGGACUCAUGCAACAUGGAGAAGAAACUCCCGUCUGAGAGAACAACUGGUGGGAUCUGUACUUACUGCAACCGGGAGAUCGGAGACUCUCCAAAGAUUACCCUAGAACAUCUUGGCAUCUGCUGCCAUGACUACUGUUUUAAGUGUGGGAUUUGCAGUAAACCGAUGGGUGAGCUUCUGGAUCAGAUCUUCAUUCACCGUGACACCAUUCACUGUGGGAAAUGCUAUGAGAAGCUCUUCUAGGCUGAGAAGAAGCUGAUGACUCCUGGACAGUUACUCCGAGUAGCUGGCUCUUCUUCCGUCACUUCCCCCUCCUCCACUUGAUUUCUCCAUGCUUUUGUCCUUCUUGAGUUGAACUUGCUUACAUCCAGUAGCAUAUCUUAAUGAUGCUAUGAUAAUUACUUGUGCGUAUAGCUUUUUAUAGCUUAGAAAGCACUUCGCACCCAUGAUCUUGCUUCAGGCUCAAGCAAAGAAUUCCAUCUUGGCUUCCCUAGGACACGGUGGCUUCCUGAUGAGUUGAGGUGGCGUGACAUGAUAGGCCUGUGCAGGAGCAUGGGGUUCAGUGUGUCCUGACUCUUGGGACAGAGAACAGAUCACAUUCUGGUUCACAGUUCUGAGUGUACCUUUGGGACUUAAGAGCAGUAGGAGACACCCUGAAGCUUCUGAAGGGCCAGGCUGAAGACUGUUGACGAUCCCUGGUGGGUAAAUUAUAGACAUUGACUGCUAGGGAUUGACAUAGGCUAAUGUUUAGCUUGUUUAUUUUUUAAACUUUCCAUAUACUUUUAUGGGUAGCUAGCUGCUUUUCAUUGAGUUAUAUGGCAGGUUUUAAUUACCUCCUCCUACCUAGCUUUCAGUACAGUUGACUUUUUUCCUACAGGCAUGUGGGCAUAUAUUAGAAAGUUUGCACAUUAGGUUUAAAUUCUAUAGAUGUGAUUCUUAGGUGGCUGCUGACCAAAGGGACAUCUGUGGCUGAAUCUUGACAGCUAAUUAGUACCUUUGCCCUCAAUUUCCUAUCCCUAAGCUUUAUACAGAAAUCUCCUAAAGUAGAUUUUAGGAUGUAUAGAGUCCACCAGGAUCAAGAAGGGAGAAAAUUAGCUAAUGUUUCUUGAGGCCUUACUACAUAACCAGGCAUUAUCACAAAGUGAUGACAUUAAUCUGCAUACUAAUUUUGUGCAGAGGCUGUUCGUGUCCCCAUUUGGCAGGUGAGGAUGUUGAGGCUCAGAGAGGUGAUCACUGCAUUGUAUAGAGCCAUUGCUGUCUCUCUCCAGAGCCCAUGCACUCUCCAGCAACAGUAACCACAGUUAUGAGCAUUGAUUGAGUGCCGAGUAUAUGCCAAGCACUGUGUGGAGGUUACAUAAUCCUCCCAGGAACACUGCCCUCCUCAGGCCUUCCCUGAGGCCCACUUUUACAAAGAGGAGAAGGUGCGAAAUUGCAGGGCAUCCUGGGUCCCCAUAAAAUACUACAAGUGUCAGCCCCCCCACCUCUCUUUUCCGUGAAAAUGCUUCUGAAAUAAAUUGCUCUCUGCUGGGAAGAGAUUUGACUCAUAGACCUUCCCAAAGAGGAGCUUGUCAGCCCAUGGAAAGCUCCAGUGGGCUAGCUGAUUGGAGCACAUAGCCUUAAAUGGCCUCCUGUUUUCCAGUCUAGACUCUGUCACAAGCUACUGGCAACCUCUGGGGCCCCAGGUACUUGAAACAGAAAAACCUGUUGGCCAGCUGGACAGAUGUAGGCCCAUUCAUGCAGUCAGCUGAUGCUCUGCUCAGGUUCAUCUGGGCUCCUCUGCCUUUGGGACCAGCAUCACUGUGUAAGUUUUUCUCAGAAGAAACUGAGAGUUUUUGUGAUGAAACAUGAGGGCCUUUUGUCUUGAUUUAAUUAGAAGAUGUCUCUCCUUCUCUCUCCAGUUUCUGAGUCCUAUGCAAUUAAUUGGCUGGUGGCUUCUUCUUGCCAAAUGAUCAGAGAGGAACAUUCCAUGUAUUUGCCUAGAUGUGCAUCAGAGUUUCUGUGGAGAGGAAAAGUGGUACAAUAUGCAACGUGCCAACACUAAAUAUGAGCUGGUCUUCCUCAAGACUAGCCCUCAGCGUGGGACUUGGCACAUGGUAGGGACUGAUGCAUACAUGCUGAGUGAAUGAGUGAAAGGGAAAGAAAGGUAGCUCCUUUGGGUGGGAGGUGCCUUCCAUGAGUGCCUACCUGAUGGAGUGCAGGAUAAAGAGGUCCAAGAUAGGCUGGCUUCCCCACCUUCAAGAUACAUUCUACCUUUGAGGGACUUUUAGACCCAAUAUGCAAGAUACUGAUUUCAAUCCAAAACAACCUCUUUCAUGUUUAAGAAAGCACAGAAUUCUGUAGACUUAAGGAAAAGAGGUGGUUGCAUUACAUGUUUGCUGCUUUUUAAUCGCCUAUCAUUUAAAAUCAGCCUUGCUUAACCCACAUUAAUGU
Molecule: messenger RNA, 4347 nt
Organism: Camelus dromedarius (Arabian camel)
Lineage: Eukaryota; Metazoa; Chordata; Mammalia; Artiodactyla; Camelidae
Gene: ZNF185
Product: zinc finger protein 185 with LIM domain
Exons: 24
Coding region: 37-2160 (707 amino acids)
Source: RefSeq, a predicted model, not a curated record